AUGCGGCUGUGCCAGGGCCGCGCGCUGGGCAUCGGGGUGGCGGUGGCCCACGGGCUCUUCUCGGGCUCGCUGAACAUCCUGCUCAAGUUCCUCCUCAGCCGCUACCACUUCGCCUUCCUGACGCUGCUGCAGUGCCUGAGCAGCGCGCUGGCCGCCCUCAGCCUGGCGCUGCUGCGGCGCCUGGGGCUGGUGGCCCUGCCCCCCUUCGGGCUCAGCCUGGCGCGCCCCUUCGCGGCCGUGGCCGCGCUCUCCACGCUGCAGUCCAGCCUCACCCUGUGGGCGCUGCGCGGGCUCAGCCUGCCCAUGUACGUGGUGUUCAAGCGCUGCCUGCCCCUGGCCACGCUGCUGCUGGGCGUCCUGGUGCUCAGGAACGGCGGCCCCUCGGCCGGGGUGCUGGGCGCCGUGCUCAUCACCACCUGCGGGGCCGCGCUGGCAGGAGCUGGUGACCUGACUGGUGACCCCGUAGGGUAUGUGACAGGAGCGCUGGCUGUGCUGGUACAUGCUGCAUAUUUGGUGCUCAUUCAAAAGACAAGUGCAGAUAGUGACUAUGGACCCCUGACAGCCCAAUAUGCCAUUGCUGUUUCAGCUACUCCUUUUCUCAUUAUCUGCUCCUUUGCCAGCAUGGAUUCCAUCAAUGUCUGGUCUUUCCCAGGCUGGAAGGACCCUGUCAUGACAUGCAUCUUUAUUGCUUGCAUCUUCUUUGGCUGUGCCAUGAACUUUACCACCCUUCACUGCACCUACAUUAACUCAGCUGUGACCACCAGCUUUGUUGGGGUGGUGAAGAGCAUAGCAACCAUCACAGUGGGGAUGGUGGCAUUCAAUGAUGUGGCGCCCACAAAGUUGUUUAUAGCAGGUGUCGUGGUCAAUACCUUGGGCUCUGUCAUUUACUGUGUGGUCAAAUACAUUGAGACCAGACGGCAGAGCAACUAUGAAGACCUGGAGAAAGAAGCUAGAGAGGAAGAGGAGAAGGCACAUGCUGGAGGCCAACCAUCAUUUGUAAUGAAGGAGAAGUCCAAGGAGAAAGGGACUGAAGAGACAGCUGUAAAGGAAUCAGCAACUGGGGACAGUCAGUGUGUAGAGGACCAGGACAGCACUGAGGAGAUUGUUCAAAAAGAAGCUAGCACUGAAGAAGUUAACAAGAGCUCAUUAAAAGAGGCCUAUCUUGGGGUAUGGAGGUUGGUUAGGGGGACUAAUUAUAGAAAGAAAGAUUAUUUAAUAGAAAACGAGGAGUUACCAACUCCCUGAAAAGCAGAAUUUUAAAAAUAUUUUAUUGGUUGAAGACACAUCUACUCGGUUCCUUGUGUAGGGAGGGAGACACAAGAUACAUUUUAAGCACCUUUAUAUGGUUAUACUUUAUACCAGUGGUCUCCAAACUUUUUUGAUCAUGUACCCCUAUUAGUAAAAAAUUUUUGAGCACACACCCCUGCCACACCGCAGGGCUGACUCUACCAUUUUUUCCACCCCAAGCAAAAAAAAAAAAAAAAAGGUGCUCAGGCUUCCACCCGCACUGCUGAAGCGGCACUGCUCCGGCGGUGCUCCUCCUGCUGCGCAUCCCGAAGGAUCCUCUUGCGCACCCCCUGAGUUGUGCACACCCCACUUUGGAGACCACUGCUUUAUACUGUUGUAACAGUAUAACAGUAUCCAUGCAAAGAGCUGUACCACACUAAUUUUAUUAGUAUAAAAUCACAACCCUAACCGAAACAGUUAAUUUAGUACACAAUCUAUGUGUAGAGCAGGCCUUAAAGUUGGUUUACACUAAAUGUAAUUCCAUUGUCUUCAGUGGAGUUACUCCUGAUUUAUAAAAGAGUGAGAUCAGAAUCAGACCCGAACUGUUGAGAAGCUCUGAUCAGCAAAAUAAGGAACUCAUCCUACAAAUGUUUACUACUUUGCAGUCACUCCUCAUUAAAGUUGUGUUUUGUAUUAGACCCAUGGAGCAUCCUUCAGUGAAGCCAUUGGAAUUACUUAAGACCAGUAGUAAAUAUUUUCAGAAUCAGGUUCUAGAGCAGUUUGUUCGUUUUAGAUUAUGUCCAUAUGUGUGUGUAUGUGUGUAUAAAUACAGAUCAGUAUGCAAUAACAUUUUUUAAUGUAGCAUCCAGAAAUAUAGCCUUUAAAAUAUAUUUUUUGAAAAGAUGGUGUUCAGGGCUAAAGAUGUUUAUGACAGAGCCUAAAAUAGCUGAGCUGUUGAAGAAGUGGCACACAGAGCUGUAUGCUGCACUCAAUGUACAACUGCACUGAAGUAAUGAGAGUCAUUUACUGUGAUCUGAAAUAUCAUGUUUACCUUCUGUUCAACCUUCUUCAUGUAUUUUAAAAUAAAUUCUCUAUUUAUUGUUUAUAAAGUAAAUUAAUUUUAAAAAAUGCAUUCUAGAAUAAUGAAGUCGGCUUUUCUUACUGGUAGCGGGAUCAUUAAAAUAAUCAAUUUCUUUUUUAUCCAUGCAGGCCACUGAACACCACAUUAAUUGCCAAUCUGUUCUCACUGUGUUCAAUAUUUUGUGUCUAUGGGUGAGGGUCAAAUACUGACUGCAUCACAGCCUUAGAUUUCCUGACAUAGAACACUGUUACCUGUUUGGCACAUUUGAAAACAUGCUGUAGAAAGCUAAUCUCAUGCAAUCAUAUUAUAACACCUUUUCCUCAUGCCUGGUGGAAAUAUAAUGGUUUGCUGCUUAUUGUUCAAGUACGAAAGUAGAAACAUAUGGGAAUUCUAACAGAAUUUAACUGUUAAAAGCUGCUGUUACAAUUUUGUACAUUUGCAUAUUCAAUAAAAUGUGGUUAUACCGUAGCUUGUAUAUAACUAAUCUUGAGUGUUUAAGAAUUCCCUACAUUAAAAAUGAGGAUUUGGUAAAUAAAACUGAGUUUUCCAAUGAAAGAGACUGUUGCGAAAUAAAAUAAAAAUAUUGCCUCAUGCUGAGGCAUGUUAAUUGCAUU
Messenger RNA from Gopherus evgoodei (Goodes thornscrub tortoise), 2922 nucleotides. RefSeq names its product solute carrier family 35 member D3 (gene SLC35D3). Gene Ontology annotation, cellular component: Golgi apparatus. Gene Ontology annotation, molecular function: antiporter activity. The record is from RefSeq and is a predicted model, not a curated record. Lineage: Eukaryota; Metazoa; Chordata; Testudines; Testudinidae. Bases 1 to 1245 code for a protein of 414 amino acids. The transcript is spliced from 2 exons.